UACAGCCUUCGGCGGGACUAGAUUGAAAGUUGGGAGAUGAAAAUAAAAACCUACGAUGCGAACAUCAUUCAAACAAAUUUUCUCUUCUGCUAACUGCAGGCCUAGCAACUUCUGUCACUGCCAUGGAUUACUUGAAAACGGUGGUCCCUUCUCAACUAGUUUCCGAACGAGGCUCCAAUCUUGUUGUCAUCAAUCCUGGUUCUGCAAAUAUCAGAGUGGGCCUCGCUCAACAGGACACUCCCUUUAACAUCCCUCAUUGUAUUGCUCGCUAUACCAACCAAGUUCCUAAAAAUAAUGUUCUGGAUCAGAUGCUUAAUUCUCAGGUAACUACGUCUCAACACGUCGAGCGCGAGAAGGCUUAUGAUGUCAUUGCUUCUUUGUUAAAAAUACCUUUCCUGGAUGAAGAGGUUGGCAACAGUUCUGUACCACGCAAGAUGGGACGGGUUGAUGGAUAUAAUCCACAGAGUACCAGGAGAGACACGCCCUUCACUUUGACAAACGUGUAUGACAAGGAUCCAAGUCUGUCUUUUGCGUCAGAAAAUUUUAAUUAAUAAAGAAAUAACUAACGAGUUGGCCCAUCAUAAAGGUACUGCCUCUAAAGAGCCCAUUAGGGAAGAAUGCAAGUACAGACAAUAUAUCUGCGGUGAGGAGGCACUAAGGAUAUCACCAACAGAGCAAUAUUGUUUACACCGUCCUAUUCGCAGGGGUCAUUUCAAUAUAUCACAACAUUAUUCCAUGCAG
Messenger RNA from Carica papaya (papaya), 741 nucleotides. The record is from RefSeq and is a predicted model, not a curated record. NCBI's taxonomy places the organism in Eukaryota, Viridiplantae, Streptophyta, Magnoliopsida, Brassicales, Caricaceae.